Messenger RNA from Angiostrongylus costaricensis, 489 nucleotides. NCBI's taxonomy places the organism in Eukaryota, Metazoa, Nematoda, Chromadorea, Rhabditida, Metastrongylidae. The record is from the annotation of a GenBank genome assembly.
AUGCAAGCAAGAAAGAUAAGGUACGACGUCAUCGGCCUGGCCGAGAUGAGACGACGCCAACCAUUCAACACCGUCUAUGACACCGGAGAAGAACUGUUCUUCGGAACAUGUGACAGUAGAAGAGUCGGUGUUCUCGUCAACACGAGCGCAAAUUACGGAACAGCAUUAGUAGUGGAAUAUGUCAAUCCAGUGGUACAGUUUCUUUCCAAUUCCGUAAAAGCAUCGGAAAAAAAAUUUGAUAUGACUGAUCUUGAAUUGCUCUGUCGGUUAUCUGAAUAUUCUCUUGAUGAAGCCUUCGCUCGAGAUAUAAUUUGCACUGUUCUGAGUCAUCUAGAAAAAAAAUCACCAAAGGAGUCCACAUUAAAUAAAUUGCUCAAUGUCGUUGCUUCUUUGAUUGGAAAAGUUGCUGACCCGAGUGAAUUCAUGAGCACUGCAGACAAACUCACCAAACUAAAUCUCGUUUCAAGUAAACUGUCGAAUGUGGUGUAA